UCAGCACCGCUGCCGCCUUCGUCGCCGUUUAUGGUUCCUGAGGUGUGAGCCCGGGGAUGGCCGCGCUGUCCGCUUCUCCAGGUGUUACUCCACCAUGGAAAUUCAUGCUGAGACCUUCAAGGGAUCAAUACUUGUGCCUGUACCUCCUGACAGUGCUUUUUUUAAAGCUUUGCUUUUUGAACUGAGACUCAGAGGUGACCCCAUUGUCAUGGAGCAUGGAGAUGCUGUUAAUACAAUCAGUCCUGUCUAUUCAUUUUGCACCAAAGGAGGGGAUCCCUGGCCUGUUGAUGUUUAUCAGAAGAGUGGUUUGAUAACCGGAUGUCUUCCAGUAGCUGAAGAGACCUUGGAGCCAUGGCCACACCUCUUCACCCUUAGUGAGCUCUCACAGGGAGGUCUUCUGUUGGGUAUUGUGGACUGCAUCUCUUCAAGGCAGAGAAAUGAAGCUGAGAUGACUGGAAAACAAGCCAGCUUUGUAAUAUUCCGGGCGCUUGGCACCCCCUCAAACACACACAGCUUAAAAAGUUUGUUUGAUGACAUUCAGGAGAUGCCUGGAGGUGAGAAUCAACCAGCUUGGAGAUCCAACAAAGGCAAACCUCAGGUUAAUGUCUUUAUCACUGAAAAAAUCAAGUGUAUGAGGUAUGGCCAUAGAGAUGUCAGCAUUUUGAAUCCACAAAUGCUGUUUGCUUUGCUGAGGUGUGACACAGAGGGAUCUGCACCAAACAUAAACUUCAGUUUGAAUCUCCUGCCUGAUGGUCCUCUGCUCCAAGAUACUGUGGUCCAUCACUUUGUGACCUCUGCUGACCCUGCCAUGUCCAGUAGUGCUGAUCCACUGGAUGAUUCUGUGUGCAGUGAGCCUUAUAAAUUUCCUUUCAUUCCUCCUUCAGAUUCAUUCACCUUGUGUUACUACACAAUUAAAUGGCUUCAUCAUUAUGAAGGUUACUGCACUUCCCAGGUUCCUGUUACACCAAUUUUGGAAUGUUAUCAGCUCAAUGAAGAGGCAUCACACUUAAAAAUAACUGUUAAUUUAAAGCUUCAUGAAAACAUAAUGAAUUCUUUUGACAACUGUGAAGCUCAGACAUCUUUUUACAACAGGGGCCAAAUCACUCACCUAGAAUACAGAGAUAAUUUUAGCCAACUGGAUUUGUCAUGAGAGAAGGAACUGAGAAAGGUUUGGGUCCUGGGACAGAAGUUCCCUACAUCUUUGGAAGUUUCUCUAGCUGGAAUGGUGUCUUUUAGGACUGCAGGCAAAGAGGUCCCAGCUGCUGAUGUUUGCAUUGGGAACGCUGCAAAAAGAUUUGAUGACUGUCGCUUUGGAGUGUGCUUGCACAUCAAGAGCAUUUCUAUAGCUGUAUUUUAUAAUACAGAUUUCACACUUACUGGAUAUUAUAUAGACCAGGACUCUAUUCAGAUCUUUACACCAGGAAAACCCAAAAUUACUACAUCCCAAGGACUAAUUUCUUCUGAUUACUCCAUGUGGAAUCCCAAAGCCCAGGCUGUACAAAACCUUAUUGGACUAAUUUUCUUGUGAAUUAUUUUUGUAUUCAAACAAAGCAGACAGCUAAUGAGAGGAAUGUCAUGAUACAGUGAAAAUAAAUACUC
Messenger RNA from Calypte anna (Anna's hummingbird), 1599 nucleotides. It is a transcript of the gene AP5M1, whose product is annotated as adaptor related protein complex 5 subunit mu 1. Gene Ontology annotation, cellular component: lysosome; AP-type membrane coat adaptor complex; cytosol. Lineage: Eukaryota; Metazoa; Chordata; Aves; Apodiformes; Trochilidae. The record is from RefSeq and is a predicted model, not a curated record. Gene Ontology annotation, biological process: endosomal transport.